UACUCCAUCUCCUCUUCACCACUAUGGAACCCAUCGCACGUGACUCUAACCGUAUCGAUCCUGAAUGCACCCGCGUCAUCUGGCUCUGGUGAACAGUUUUUGGGCGUUGGGUCAACCUUCUUGGCAGACUUGCAUCCCGGGGACCUGGUGCAAAUGGUUGUUCGGCCGUCUGCUGCCGCGUUCUCCCUCCCUGCCGACCCGAGCGUGCCUAUGGUGUUAUUUUGUGCGGGAACAGGUGUUGCUCCUAUGCGAGGCUUCAUCCAAGAGCGCGCAAUUCAAGUCCAGUCGGGUCGUAAACUCGGACAUGAUGUGGGCAAGAUUCUUCUCUUCUUUGGAUGCCGAGAUCCUGGAAAGGAUUAUCUAUACUCGACGGAUCCAGAGUGGAAGAAGUGGGUCGAUAUGGGCGUGGUUGACGUCCGUCCUGCUUUCUCUCGGGCACCCGAAAAGAGCGAAGGGUGUCGAUAUGUUCAAGAUCGCAUCUUGAAGGAUGCAGAGGAUGUAGAUGCAAUGUAUAAGCAAAAAGCCAAGUUUUUCACCUGUGGAGGAUCGGCAGUCGCCGCUGGUAUACGAGAGGCUUGCAUCACUUUGAUAGCCAAGUCAACGCCGUCGCGAGAAGAGGCGAUAGAGGCAUUCAAACGUCUACAAAAGGAACGAUACGCCACAGACAUCUUUGGAUGA
Acaulospora colombiana is the source of this 678-nucleotide messenger RNA. The record is from the annotation of a GenBank genome assembly. NCBI's taxonomy places the organism in Eukaryota, Fungi, Glomeromycota, Glomeromycetes, Diversisporales, Acaulosporaceae.